Messenger RNA from Oppiella nova, 525 nucleotides. Lineage: Eukaryota; Metazoa; Arthropoda; Arachnida; Sarcoptiformes; Oppiidae. The record is from the annotation of a GenBank genome assembly.
AUGUUAACCACCCAUGUUAAGGACGACGGUCUCAAAUGUGUCAAGGACAUUUCACCCGACUUUGACAUCACCAAGGUGGAUAAAUUGGAGUUCGGUAUUGAAAACCUCGAAAAACGGUGCUGCUCAUUUUCCGUAGCCUACGACUGUCUCGUGAAAAAUGGCAAGGCCAAGUGCCCGGCUGAAGGUGAUGAUAAAUAUUCAGAUUUGGAAACCAUACUGAAUAAUUACAUAUUGUGCCGUACUUUCAUUAUCGUAUUUGUCGGCGAUUCACUCACACAGGGAUGGCUACUGUUUGGACAGUAUGUUUGGGCCAAACACUACGUACCCAGAAAUGCGAACAAUUGCGAACAUAAGGGGGGGAGGGGGUUAAGAUUUCCCAAAAAGUGCGAACUUAGUCGGAUACAAUCUGUUGAGCAAUGGGUCCAUAGUUUGCUGCCACACCUCAUACCCCAACUCAUUGAGGUGUACGCCGUCCGGGGUAUACAGGUUUGUGUCCUGUUUGUGGUCACUAUUGAGAAGGUGUGA